CUGACACCGGGGCGCACGCGAGGCGUCCGACUGAGCGGGGUCGUAGCGGCUGCAGGCGGAUGCGCCGCUCGCGCUGCUGAUCGUGUGCUCGUUGCUUCGCCACAUAAACGGAACGGCUCUUCGUCCGCGCGCACUCCGAUCACGGACGUGGACGGACGAACACAGCAGCGCUGCAGCUCCGCGGGGGCUCCUGCUGCGAUGCCGGCUCCGGUCCGACUGCACUGGGGACGAGCGGCUGCAGCACCUGCGGCUCGUGUGACUCCGUGACAUCGGAGCUCGUGUCUCCUCACAGCACAGUGCGCCUCCUAACCUUCACCAGCGAGCGCGGCUGAAGGCUACACACGCACACAUGCCGAGCUGCCAUCCACCAGUUUAUCUCAUGUAGACUCAACCUGAUGCAUCAUGGGAGCUCAUCAACUGCGUGACAGAUAUACAGUGCAAUAUAUUAGGACUUAGAAGUGAUCAUGGACAGUGACAGCUUCACCCCAGGCCCAGCGACCGCUGAGUGGGUGGGGAUGGUGGGCAGCCUGGAGGGAGUGGGGGUGUUCCAGGAGGAGGAGGGGGGAGGCGCCGGCGCCGCGGCCUGGUACGCGCCUUACUCCCUGGGCUUCCAGGCGUCCCUCACGGCGUUCCUGACGCUGGAGCUGGUGCUGGGCUUCAGCAGCAACCUGACCGUGCUGGUGCUCUACUGCUCCCAGUCCAACCUGGUGGACUCCGUCAGCAACAUGGUGACGGUCAACCUGCACGUGCUGGACGCGGCCGUGUGCGUGCUGUGCCUGCCGCUCACCGCGGCCGUGGCGCUGCUGCCGCCGGGGCGGCACCUGGCGCUGGUGUGCUGCUUCCACGAGGCGUGCGCCACCUUCGCCGGCGUGGCCACGGCCAUCAACGUCCUGGUCAUCAGCCUGGACCGCUACGACAUCUCGGUGCGGCCGGCCAACCGGCUGCUGACGCCGCGGCGCGCCGCGCUGCUCCUGGCGGCGGUGUGGCUCACCUCGGCGUCCGUGUUUUUCCUCCCGUUCCUGGAGGCGCAGUGGCGGGACGGCGGCGGGGGCGCGGAGGAGGAGCGCGGUGCGGCGGCGGCGGCGGCGCCAGAGUGGCGCAACAGGACAGCGCUGUGUGUGGGCGGGCAGGGCUCCCACACGGGCCUCAGCAUGUAUUACCACCUGAUCCUGCAGGUGCCCAUCUUCUUCACCACGGUCACCGUCAUGCUGUUCACGUACUCCAGGAUCCUGAGGGCUCUGAACAUCCGCAUCGGCUCACACAUGAAGAGGAGCCAGCGCUCCAGGGGCCCGUCCUGCCGGAGGCACCGCGGGGGGCAGGCGAAGAAGAAGAAGAAGAAGGCCGAGGUCGGCGCGGCGGCCGGCGCCGAGGCCGGGCGGGAGCGCUGCACCGCCGACGGCAGCAAGCACCUCGCCCGCCCUCCCCUCAUUCCCUCCCCCUCUCCCACCCCCACGGCCACCUCCCCCCCCGCGCUGUCGUCGUCCGCCCCGCUGGUCGCGGGCGCGGCCACGCCCACGCCGGCGCCCGUGGGCGUCCAGGCGUCCGUGUCGGCCAUCAUCGCCCUGCGGCGGGCGGUGCGGCGCCACAGGGACCGGCGCGAGCGGCAGAGGCGCGUGUUCAGGAUGUCCCUCAUCAUCAUCACCACCUUCCUGGCCUGCUGGGCCCCGCUGUCCGUCACCAACCUGCUGAUCCUGGGCAUCGGCCCCAGCGACGCCCUGGUCAGCUGCCGCCUGUGGUUCCUGGCCCUGGCGUACGGCACCACCGUGUCCCACCCCGUGCUCUACGCAUUCACCCGGCAGAAGCUGCGCCGCGCCCUCCGCGCCAAGGUCAAGAAGAGGGUGGUGUCGCUGCUCCAAGUGGACCCCUCGCCGGGCGGCACCGUCAUCCACAACUCCUGGGUGGAGACCAGGAAGACCAGCCGGCAGGUGCGCCUGGAGGCGAGCGAAGGCACUGACCGGUGCCUGGCAGAGGCCCUGUGAGAGCCACACACGUGGGCUGUGCUAAUACAACUAUAAAGAAACAGCACGGAGCCACAGGUGUGUUUGCAUUACGAAACUCACCAGCGCGUGAAGCGAGUGGAGGAAGUUUCCACACGCUUCGGCCUCCUUUUCACCGCAGCCACCAGCAGCGGGUCCGGCGGCAGAAGCGGGACGCUGGCGUCAGUGGGGUCCAGAGUGGGCUCACGCACACGCAGGUGUAUAUACCAGCACUCCCCCAGUGCAGUGUGUUUACAUGUGGACAUGAACGAUAGAGGAGCGUCGCAGAGGCGCUUACGUCUUCAUCCAGCAGAGGACGUCUGUGACGGUUCUCAUUGGUCCCACUCAAAUGAUCCAAGGCAGCUUCAGAACUCUGAGACCCUUCAAACACAUAAAUAUAGAUGUAUUUAGUAUUGUGUCUGCCUUAAUUCAGCUCUAUGGUGUACGUGCCGUGUGUUGUGUCCAGACGUCAGCUUUAGAAGGGCCACGGGGAGCAGGGCAGAGGACACGAGGCAGGGAAUCAGGACGUAGUUAAGGCACUUUUGCUUCAGCGUGCGACCUCAAAUUUGACAGUGUUUACAAAUUUGUCCAUGGUUUGUUUAGAGUGCAGGGGUAGUUUGAACUGGGAAAUGAACUCACUCCCCUACAGAGGAACCAGAUCUCACUCUCGCCUGAAUAAGAUGAUGGAUUAACGUAGAUCCGAAAUAUGUCAAGAAUGAAAUGCUUUCCCCUUUGUCCGAUUUUAAUGAAGUACAUAGAAAUUGUUAAUGACUGAGCUUUACCUAAUGAGAGACUCUGGCCUGUUUGCAUAAAAGACUGUUGUUUACUAAACCAUCAUUUUAGAUCAUAAAUCUUUGAUUUAUAACUGACAGAGUACAUUUGAUCUGGUGACUCUGUAUACAUUUCCAGACAGUCCAUAACUGAACAGGCAGAGCUAAAGUUACAGUGCAGCCUUCUGCUGGUGUCAGAAGGUGAUGGGUGCUAUGAUUAUAAAUAAACGUAGCACCUUAAGCACCGGGGGCAUGGACCAAAAUCGUCUCUAAUUGCAACUAAUUUAUUAUUGAUUAUUUAAUGUCACCAAGCUUUCAGAGUUUUUACCGCACUGCAAGGUUAACAUCUGCUACAAACUUUAUUUAUUUAUUUAUUUGUUUGUUUGUUUGUUUGUCAUUAUAGGGCGUAGGAAUAAAUAAUGUUGCCUUUUGACAUGAGUCAUUGUUUAUAUUGAACUGUUAAAUAUCUUCUAAAAGCAGUGGUUUCAGUUUGGUUUUCACUUGUUUUUCCUAUUGUCCAUCUUCCUUUUAUGUAUGGGCCUAGUCUGGUUACUGCAUAAAAAACAUGCCCCUGGUUCCAAAAGCUGUACUUACUUUACUGGUUCAGUUCAACACAACAUGAAAAUAUUGCAUAGGGGUAUAUAGUUUUGGGUUGUAUUAUAUUUGUGGCUAAUUUUAGGUUUGUGUCUACAGUAAUUCUGUGACAUAAGGUGUACAUGUUGUAAAUACAGAUCUAGAUUUAUUACAUGUGACUAUAGAGCGAGUCGCUCAGUUUAUACAGUAUGUAAUGAUGGACUGACCUUUUAUGUAUCAGUAGUAGUUUUUCAGUUCUCUGUCAGUAAACAGAAAGAAACAGAAACUUAGCGCAUAUCGUCAAACACGUGGGAAUAACAGCUUGUGACAUGUCAUUUCUUUGACACGCACUAUUCUUGAAUGUAAAACUAAAUAAAAGUUAUUAUUAUACUGUC
Molecule: messenger RNA, 3714 nt
Organism: Betta splendens (Siamese fighting fish)
Lineage: Eukaryota; Metazoa; Chordata; Actinopteri; Anabantiformes; Osphronemidae
Product: G-protein coupled receptor 22-like
Exons: 3
Coding region: 465-1979 (504 amino acids)
Biological process (GO): G protein-coupled receptor signaling pathway
Cellular component (GO): membrane
Molecular function (GO): peptide binding; G protein-coupled receptor activity
Source: RefSeq, a predicted model, not a curated record